AAAUAUUUCUUUAUCUACGGAUCAGAUGAUGACUUCAUUAUAAUGAUAUUGAGAUAUAUGCAAUAAACAUGGAAGGACAUAUUCUAAAAGUUAAUUUAGAGAAUGGAAUUCAAAAGAUCAUACUUAAUAGACCUAAGAAAAAAAAUGCUUUAUCAAUAAAGAUGUACCAAGAAAUAGAAAAUAUUUUAAAUGAUUCUUCAAAAAACGAUAGCAUACAUAUGGUUGUCUUAACUGGAGCAGGAGAUUUUUUUACUAGUGGAAAUGAUAUUAACGUAUUAUAUUCAAUUGAAAAUUUCAUACAUUUUAAAAAUUUUAUUGAUGCUCUGAUUACCUUUCCUAAACUAUUGGUAGCUAUUGUAAAUGGCCCAGCUAUUGGUAUUGGAACCACUAUGCUUGGACUUUUUGAUAUAGUAUAUGCUUCAGAAAAAGCAUAUUUCUAUACACCUUUUACUAAAUUAGGUCUAAUAGCUGAAGGUUGUUCUUCAUAUACAUUUCCAAAAAUAAUGGGACCGAGUAAAGCUGGCGAUAUGUUAUAUCUUGGUUAUAAAAUGAAUGCUAAAGAAGCUAAAGAAUAUCAUUUAGUUGGAACAAUAUAUAAAGAUGUAGAAGAAAUAUGGAUAUAUCUAAGAAAACUGAAUCAACUUUCUAUAAAGUCUAUAAUGGCCAUCAAAUAUUUAGUACAAAAAUGGAAUAAACAAACUUUGUUGGAAGUAAAUAAGACAGAAGUGGAAGAACUUAAGAAAAUAUGUGAAUCAAAGGAAGUUACUAAUAAAUUAUUAAAUUUUAUAUCAAAUAAGAAUAAAUUAUAAUUUCUAAUUUUCAUUAAUGUUCAAUUUAAAAAUCAUUAUAAUAUAAUGUUAUAUACUUUUGAUUAUACUAUAUUUUAUUUUAUUAUCAAAGAACUUCUAAAUUGAUUCAUAUUUUUAAGUUAUAGAGUUUUUAAAUAUGAAUGAAAUAUGUUUAGAUACUUGUUUUAACAUAAGCUCCUAAAAAAAGAUAUAUAUUAAAAUAUAUAUUAUAUCGUGAUUAAAUAUAUUAUCAUGGUGAUAACUACUUAUAUUAUGAUAUAAAACUAAUUAACGAUGAUACAAAGAUGUAAACAAAUGUAAUAUUUUUUAAAUAAUAAUACUUUCAUUAAUAUCUU
Vespa mandarinia (Asian giant hornet) is the source of this 1144-nucleotide messenger RNA. RefSeq names its product enoyl-CoA delta isomerase 2. The record is from RefSeq and is a predicted model, not a curated record. Lineage: Eukaryota; Metazoa; Arthropoda; Insecta; Hymenoptera; Vespidae.